This is a messenger RNA of Penicillium egyptiacum, 159 nucleotides long. The record is from the annotation of a GenBank genome assembly. NCBI's taxonomy places the organism in Eukaryota, Fungi, Ascomycota, Eurotiomycetes, Eurotiales, Aspergillaceae.
UUUUGGAACCAGGGCCGAUGGGAGGAGGCCGAGAAGCUCGAGGUGCAGGUGGUAGAGACUCGCAAGACGAAGCUCGGCGUCGAUCAUCCCGACACGCUGGCUAGUAUGGCUAACCUGGCGUCGACAUUCUCGGAACAGGGCCGAUGGAAGGAGGCCGAG